AGGAGGUUUGCCCAUUUCACUGGGUCACUACUUCUCCUGUACUCUGGGGCCGAAGAGAGGAUGGGCAGAGCAGCAAGACCCUUGGGAAGAAGUGAGAGAGAGAGAGGAGAGGGGCUGAAGAAAAGCCUGAAGUUGUGCUUAAGAUUGAUCUGGGGUAGGUGUGAGAGCUGAACACCUCACUGUGCCUUUGGUUUCUUCUUGCCCUAGAGAAACCAUCAGUGAAGACCCUGACGUGAGCUGUGAAGUAAGCAGAGCCUUGUCUCCAUUGGCCUUCCCAAGUGCCUGCCAUCUGAGAUCUCAACCAUGUCUCACCCAUCAUGGCUGCCCCCCAAAAGUACUGGAGAGCCUAUCGGUCAUGUGUCUGCCCGGAUGGAGACCACCCCUUCUUUUGGGACUCCCAGCAUCUCUGUGUCCAUGCAGCAGUCACCCAAGAAAUUUGCCCCGGUAGUGGCUCCCAAGCCCAAGUACAAUCCAUACAAACCACCUGGAAGCGAUGGUGAUCUUCUCCCACCACCACCCCCACCUCUAGAUGACCUCGGUAGCCUGCACACCUCUCCAGGUGCUUUCCCCCCUCCGCCACCCCUUGAUGACACUGGUUUCAAUGUGCAGGUGAACACUGGGGGCAAAACUCUGGAAGAGAGACGCUCUAGUCUGGAUGCUGAGAUUGAUUCGCUGACCAGUAUUUUGGCCGAUUUAGAAAGCAGUUCUCCAUACAAGCCGCGUCCUCAGCAGGGUUCAGCCAUUCCCACUGCCUCACCUCCUGUCUCUACCCCUGUCACGGGCCAUAAACGAAUGGUCAUCCCUAACCAGCCACCUUUGACGGCCACCAAGAAAUCUACUUCUAAGCCCCAACCUGUGGCCCAGGCUUCUCCCAUCCCAGUAGCCCCGAUAGGCAUGCUGAAACCUCAGCCCCAACCAGUGCCCGCCUCCUACACCACUGCUUCCACCCCAACGAGGCCUACAUUCAAUGUGCAAGUGAAAUCGGCCCAACCCAGUUCGCACUUCAUGCCAGCUCCUCAACCCGGGCAGUAUUUCAAUCAAGGACUGAGCCAGACCUAUGGUCCUCAAACAGCUCGUGUUCCAGGACCUGGGCAGUAUGCCCCUUCUCAGCCCCGAGGAGGGCCCGAUUAUGGGUAUACACCACCGCCUCUGCGCCAGCCUGAACCUAGCUAUGGGUAUGCUCCUAAUCCGGCUCGUUACCAAGACGCUUAUUACUCUGGAGGUCCUGGCUAUGGGGGAAAAAAUGGCUCUGAACCAGCCUUUGGACAGCAAAAUACCUGGAAGCCAGAGCCAACCUAUGCCCCUCCAGUGGCCCCACCCCAGAAUCCAGCUGGGAUGUAUCAACCCCCGGGGACUAAGAAGACAUACAUCACAGAUCCUGGUUUAGCACCUCAAGCAUCAACACUGCAGCCAAAGAGCGGGCACCCAGUGCCAGGUGGGCCGAUAUCCACUGCUCCUACGUUCCGCCCUGAGGAUGAACUAGAACAUCUUACCAAGAAGAUGUUGUAUGAUAUGGAGAAUCCUCCUUCUGAUGAAUACUUUGGACGUUGUGCCCGCUGUGGUGAGAACGUAGUUGGGGAAGGCACUGGGUGCACUGCGAUGGAUCAAGUGUUCCAUGUGGAUUGCUUUACCUGCAUAAUAUGCAGCAAUAAGCUGAGAGGCCAGCCUUUCUAUGCUGUGGAGAAGAAAGCUUACUGUGAACCCUGCUACAUCAACACACUGGAGCAGUGCAAUGUCUGUGCCAAACCUAUCAUGGAGAGGAUCUUGCGUGCCACGGGAAAGGCCUAUCACCCUCACUGCUUCACCUGUGUCAUGUGCCAUCGCAGCCUGGAUGGGAUUCCAUUCACCGUGGAUGCCGGUGGCUACAUCCACUGCAUUGAGGAUUUCCAUAAGAAAUUUGCUCCCCGCUGUUCCGUGUGCAAGGAGCCCAUCAUGCCAGCCCCAGGGCAGGAGGAGACGGUCCGUAUCGUGGCCUUGGACCGGGAUUUCCAUGUCCACUGCUACCGGUGUGAGGAUUGUGGGGGUCUCCUAUCUGAAGGAGACAAUCAAGGCUGCUACCCCUUGGAUGGACACAUCCUCUGCAAGACCUGCAACUCAGCACGGAUCCGAGUCCUGACUGCCAAGGCCAGCACUGACCUCUGAGAAUCAACCAUUCUCAUUUUACCCACUGAGGAAUAGGGAGGCAAGGGAGGUUAAAAGUUUUAUUACUAUUACACUAUUACUUCAAAAAAAGUAAGAAAAAAAACAGAGAAGGGACCUGGAAGAUGGUUUCUAGACUUGAUAAAAUACCAUUGAUUGAGAGAUUGAUUGCUUUUUUCUAUUCACCCACUUAGAAGCACACUGAAAAAAAAAUGUUUCUAGUUAUCACCAGCUACAUACUACACUGCAGUUUAUAAUAUUUGAUUUGGGUGAGUCCUCCUAUAUGCAAGGACUCUUUUAAUUAGCACAUGAAUUUUAUUAAUUGUUCCUUUAAUUUUGCAUUCCCAUAACUUUGAACACUGGCAUUUGUCUGCCUUUCCUAUGGGUUGAAGAGCUUUUUAUAGAAUACUUUUACUAUCAAGCAAUUUUUAUUUUUUGAGGGUUGAUGCUUUCUGCUUAUACUUGCUUAGGCAUGUAUACAUCAGCCUUUUCUGAGGAGUGUCUGCUUCUGUAUGGCCCAUGUACUCAAAGGCUCGACACUCUUAUGAAUAUAGAAAAAUGUUCAUGUAGUUUACUAUAUUACCUAAAGCCAAUUCUGUGCCUUAAAAACAUUUUCAUGAAUUAUUAUGUUAGAAAUGGUUAAAAAGAGAUGAACUAAUAUAUUGCAUACCCUAAGUACAGCUGAACAUGUAGUGCACUAUCAUGCACUAAUGAAUGAUAAAACACGUAAUUAAGUGGUGGAAGAUGAAACUGAUUUCCCGUUAUGCUGCAAUAGAUUCAGAUCACAAAGAAUUCUUUUCUGGUGCUUAGUCUCAAUGAACAAAAUUUUACAUCUGAAAGUUUACUCUACUAUAGGUAACCAUAAGUAUGGCUUGAUUGAAAGAGACAUUCCUACAUUGCCACAUGUGUAUUUCACAUCUAGAAUAUUAGAGUUCUAGAAAAUUUAGUUGAACUUCUCAUGGUCUGACUAUUCCCUCAUUCUCAGGCCUCUUGAAAGGUUAAUAUUUUCAAAUUUUGGCUUUUCCAAAGAUGUGACAUUUCUACAAUUGCCCCAUUUUUCAUUUUGAGAAAUAAAAGCAUGAUUCCCAAAAAUACACUGGUUAAAGGAUGUCUACUACAAAUUGGUACUUUUCCUCUGGAGAAAUAUGAUUGCAGAGAUUGGUGUUAGCGUAUUUUUCUGGUUACGAUAAUGAUCAAGCCAUUUAAAUAUUUUUCCCUGCUAAAUGCAAAUGUGAGUCUUACAAGAUAUGCAUUUUGUUUUGUUCAUGAAAACAAGAAAAAAAACCUCAUGAAUUCACAGUUCAGUCUUUAGUUUUAGAAUGUUUUUAAUAUUCCAGUAAAACCUUAAAAUGUCAUACACAUAGUACCAGUUGUGCUAGAGAAAGUUUUGUUUCUGAAUUGCAGACAUGGGCCACCUAAACUGUUUUGUUUGAGAAAAGAAGCCUAAUUUAAUAUUGUUGGUUAUGCUUUCAAAGUUUAACCUUCUCUGCAAUAGUAUCUCUUUCAUAAAAAUUUCAGUAUAAUAAUCAUGGUAAAUUUUGGUGUUUUUAAUGUUUGUCAGAAUUUUACCCCCUUCAGUAGAAUUUCAUUUAUGCCUUCAGUAAUAUUCACUGGAAUGAAAAAUGGUUUGUGAUUUCAUUGUGAUAUGUUGAGGAGUGUUGAACAAUGCAGUUUUCCCAUUUUGAAUUCCAUAUCAUCACAAAAUUUUUCAUCAUUUUCAGAAAGUAAAUAUGUUUUAUUCUAAGAGAAUGUCCUGAAAACAAAGAGACCUUUUUACCUUUUUACACUGUAAAAUAAUGUCUACCUUCUGGAUAUGUCACUACAAUCUCCGAAGGUAGUUUUUAGCUCACUUACUAUUGUCAGUUGACUUAUUUUUUGGUGUGUGUGUUUGUAAUCAUGUGUUUAUCUGAAUUUGGCCAUCCAAAGCUAACUCAAGGAGAAAAUUAAUGAGAAAGCACUUUGGAAAAUGGAAAAUGCUCUGCAAAUUCAGAGUAUUAAAUAUUAUAGACAUCCAGGGCUCUAGUGACCUCAGUCUUUAACACUAAACACAUACAUUACCCAAUUUCUGGGGUCCUGUCAGAGACCUAUAUCAAUAUAUUACUGAGUGCUUAUUAUGUGCAGAGCACUGUACUAAGUGCUUGGAAUGUACAAUUCACCCUUGCAGUGUAGUAGUACCUAGUUGCAUUAGGUUGACAUUGGUGUCAGUGUCAAUUACAUCUCUGAAUUCCUCUAUCAUGGCAUUGAGGCUGGAUGAUAAGCUGUUCCAACUGCAGAGUAGAAAAUGGGAGUUAGAAUAAUCAACAUUUUUAAUAACUUUAUUUUCAAAUGUACAUAUCUGAGCAAGAUGUUGCCAGAAACUAAUAUCAAACUUUAAUGGGAGGAAUUUUACCUUCUUAAAGGAAGACCUAUCUGGUCUAAAUGUUGUCAAAAAAGUAAAACGGCCUGUGUGUAUAUUUAAAGUAAAUUGAAAGUGAGUGAGCUGGAAUUAAACACAUUUUUAAUAAGUACAGGGAAAGACACCACUAAUAUAUGUCAAGUUUUAGUCCUCAUGCAACUGAAUAUUUACAUGGCAAAAGAACAGGUAUUGUGAAGAGUAAUCAUGAUGAUCUUACUCUUGGGUACAGCAAAAUGCUGCUUUCCCACAAUCUUUAUACUACAUUUUAUUGUAUAUUCUCAUAUAUUUUUCCAAAGUGUUUUUGGCCAAAGAUUUUAAAGGUAAACCAGGUUUUUAACACAAGCUUUCCACUACUUUUGUAAUAAUGAAUGUGUACACUUUAAGUGAAGCAGAAAUAUUUAUAUUCAUUUUAUUCACAAAGAAGGGAGAGCUUUGGGUUGUUGCUUUUUCCUAUUUUUUUGAAAGUAACACCAAUUUACUUUUCUACUUUGUCUUUGCUAAUAUGUAAUUGUUUGAAUCAAUGAAUUCUGAUUCGCUAUAUUGGAUUUUUCUGUUUAAUUGAUUUUCAAGCUACUUAAUGAUAAUAUUGAAUUCAUGGUAUCGCUUUGUUGAAUUAUUUUUGUCACUGCAGAGUAUCGUUGCAUAGUUAAAUAAUAGGAGGCAAUCACAGACCAUGUCUGUGAAAAGAAUGCACCGUUAUGUUUAUAAGAUAUAUUCAUUAGGUUUCUAUUUUUAAUCACUGCAUAAGCAUUUGGUAAUGUUAUCCAACUGGGAAAUCAUUGCACUAAGCAGAUAUAAGUUUUUUAUAAGGAUGAUUUUUUAACUGUUCCCCAGAAAGCAUAAGGUGGGCACAUUUAAACUCAUCUUGCCAGUUCAAAAACUGCUAACUCCUUCUUGUAGUCAACUUAGGGCAGAAAUAGAUGUGGUGUCACAUGUUUCUGAAGUUCAAAGAUGGCUUUGAAUUUCAUUUUGUUUUGUUUGACUCUCAUGUCUUAUGCUCAUUGCACUUUCCAUGGGGGUUUGUUUGAUCGAAAUUACGUUGCUGGGAAUUGACGAUUAAUGUAGAGAUUUCAAAGCACCAAAUAUUUUCUAACUAUUUAGGGAGCCACAAAGGUUAUUUGGUAAAGUUCCAAGACAGAACUCUAGUCAUAUGUAUUUGUUCUUUAACAGUGUGGUGCAAUGGAAACUGAUUGUAAUUCUAAGGUAUGUCUAACAAGUGAACGGGAUCAAGGGGGAAUAAACGGGAUCAAGGGGGAACAACUUCCUAAACUUCCUAUGAGGCUGCAGAUUUCCUAGUUAUUGAAAAUCCUAUUAAUGUGAACCUCCAGGGAAUGACCGUGGUAUUUUUAGAGGAUACAGGUUGGACUUCUCUCAGAGCAACCAUCACUGUUUAGGAAGAUGCUGACCAUGUCCAUUUCUGUGUCAGUUUACCCCUUGGUCCCUCCAUUGCUGAGUUUUGGAAGGUGUUGGGAAAACUCUGGCAGCUGCUAUUGAGAUCAGGGAAACACGGAUGUAACCUCACAGCUUAGCACCAUUCCUUUUGGCUUGGUAUGGCAGUUUUUUCAUAUACAGUUGUAGACAAAUUACUAGUCUGCCUUAGUAUUUUACAUUAGUAGUUUAAACAUCUGUAACACAGAACUUCAGUACAUAGGCGUAUAAAUGAAAUGUAACACACUGUCCCACACCUCUGGACAGUCUGUGGGGGAAAAAGACAAAACGGACUAAUGACUGACAAGCAGAUAACCACCUUUGAAGGUUUUUAUAAGACUGUGUCAAAGUGGCUAGUUUCAUGUUUGUUUUUAGUUAACAGACUGACAUUGCUGUUAAUAAUCUACUGAAGAGUUUUAAAAGUUUUCUUUUUAAUUAAAAAAUAUAGAUGUUAGAAAACCAAAAGCCAGAAUGCAAAGAAGUGAGACAAUCUUUUUUUCUUGGCAAGCUCUAUUUCAAUUGCAAAUGGAGUUUCUAGAUGUGUUUGGCACAGUCCUAUGAGUCAAAAAGUAUUUUAUUAAUCCCUAACUGAUAGUGAAUGAUUCUGAUUGCAGAAGAUGAUUUGGUGUGUGUGUGUGUGUGUGUGUGUGUGUGUGUGUGUGUGUUUGUGGUUUGACUUUUCUGGUAGGAGUCAACCAUGAUAAUAAUUGGUUUGACUCUCUGUCCCAGAAUCCAACAGGAGCACAGCAAUGGACUCUUGGGACACAGAGAAAAGAACAAUCCCAUUCCACCUCCUUUAUUUUUCCUCAGGGACACUCAUAUCUUGAUGUUAUGGGCAUAGAGUAACCAGUAACCACCUUUGUUUUCCCAUUUAAAUCUAUCUAGAUGCCCCCCAAGGUCUUAAAACAACCUGUUCUCCCCAACACAAGGAGCAGCAUCGGGCUUCACAGUGAGGACAAACCAUUCACACCUUUGUCCCCUCAGAACAAGAAAAUAUCCAUGUGUAGGCUUAGCAGAAAUGCUAUAGUUGACUCAUUUAUAUGCUGUGACCAUCUUUAUUAUUGACCUCAAAUAGAUGAGAAAAAAAUUUCCUCCAAAGUAUGUGGGUGGUUGGAAAUGUAUUUUUUCUUUCCAAGUCUAAAUAUCUUCAGUUAAAAACCACUGUGAAUGAGUGAAAUUUCAAUUAAUACCUGCUCUGUUGAACAGAGGUUAGAUCACCAGUGUUGAAAUGAUGGGAUCAAGGAUCAGUGGUUAAACAAAAAUAUAAAUGAAUUAAAAUUUGCCAAAAAAAACUUUAAGGAAUCAUUUUUGAAAGAUGGAUUUUAUGUUUGCUAUUUAAUGCACUGCAAUGGCAGAGAAACAUUUUUUUCUCUUUAAUUUAUUUAACACAUUUUCAAUAGGGACAUGGAUCUUAAUUAAUUAUGUUAUUUUGGUAUAUGGCAUUUCAUCUUGCAUCCUUAAUUCAAUGGUGCAACCCUGGUUAUAUCAUUUAUAAAUAUGGUGAUCUUUUAAGAAAUAGGCUAGUCAAUAAGGGGUUUUGCUUUUUAAAGCAUUUAAUAAACAAAAACAGAAACUUAAUUUUUUGGAGUGGAAAAAUGUUUAGGUUCAUCAGUAUACAGUAUUUCCAUCUUUCAUGAUAAUUGAAAAUGUUGCUUUUACAUAUUAUUAUUUUAGUUACGUAUUCUUCAUAUGACACUAAUAGAAAGCUCUAAAUACUUAAAAUAAGUCCAGUGUGUGGUAUAGAGUUUGCAAUGGGUUGAGUAGAGCUUUUUUCAUAUGUUUUUCCAAGAUGACAGAUUCUAGGCCUGUAAGUUUACAAAAGAAAGAAAAUUGGGUUUCAACAGAAACAGCCAUGUUUUCAUUUAAAUUUAGGUCUCCAUCACUUGGUUGAAAACUGACAGAGAAUUGACCCACAUUUCUGUCUAUUUUAUUGCUCUAUAAGGAGUGCAGAAUUUCAAAGCUCAGCAUCAUUUUUGAAUGUCUUCUUCCACUCCCAAUUGUUAAAUGUUUAUAUGAUUUUGAUCUAGCCUUCGUUACUUUUGAAGGUGUGAGUAUUGCAAAAGCUAGAAUUUAUCCACCUACAAAUGCACUUUUGCAUUCAUGGUAUUUUUCCGUCAAAACUCAGUUUCUAGCCAUGAGUCUUUUGGUUUUUUUCCCCUUAAAACAAGGAAUUCAAGUGAAGCAGUAAAUGAAGCUAGUGCGCCUAAGUUCUUAUAUGUAACUUUAGGAGGAUUCCCAAAGGAUAAUGUAGGAUAUUAAUUGAUUCCAGCAAUUAGGCUUUUCCAAUAUGAUGUUGACUUUCCCAGAGUGGAUAUUUCAUGACCCAAUUUUUAAAUUGUUAAAAUUAGCAAUGCAUAUCCAAUAUUGUUCUUCCUCCUUACACAAAGAGCUAAUCUAAACAAAAGUAGAUCUAGCUUCCCAGGAUAUAUCACAAUUGCAUAGAGCCUAUCAGUAAACCUGUGCCUGGAACUGACUUCCUUUCUCCAACUUUUGAGUGAGGAGAAUGACUAGUUUUCUUUAAUAGAUUAGAUAUUAUGUUAAGGAUGGGUUUCAUUUCAGAGGCUGACCAGGCUUUACAAUACGUAAUGAAUUUCUGAAUGUAAGAGUCACUACUUUAAUAUUUAAAAGCAAGAUUUGCAUUAUUUUUUUCAACUGUGCAAACUAUUUAUAAGCACUCGGGAGUUUGCAGCUUUGAGUUUUGCCCUACAAUUUCAUUCAUCCCUUAUCAUGAAUGCUACUUCAUAGUAGUGUCAGAAAUAUUUUGUUUCCUUAAAGUCAAAACACUAUCACUAUCUAUCUAUCACUUUACUGCAGAGAUGUUGGAGAUGAAGAAGCAUAUACUUUUCCCCAUAUGAGCAUGGAACAUCAAUCAGUGACAUUGACUGAGUGCUUACUGUCACAAAUAAUCUGCUAAACCCUUGGGAGAGUAAAAUAGAAUUGUUAGAUGUGAUCUCUGCCCUCAAGGAACUUGCAUCUAGUGGAAGAGAGUAUGUGUACUUCUUACUCAUUUUUAUUUUUUUCCUCGACUAUCAGAGGCUCAAGCUUGGGCCUUUAGGUUACUGAUUGCAGUAUAGUCCAGGAUAACUGUGACAAUUUUUUGAUACUUUGAAAAAUGUAAGCAAUUCCAUCUUCCAAUGACCUAACCUGCUUCAGUCACCAAUGUGACCAACAUCUGUGAGUUUUAUCCCAAAUAGCACUGAUUAUCAGCCCAACAAUUUAAUUCAUUUUCAUGUCAUCUUCAAGAUUCAGGAUCAUGGCACAAUAUAAAUAAUUUCUUUAAUAGAUUAGAUAUUAUGUUAAGGAUGGGUUUCAUUUCAGAGGCCGACCAGGCUUUACAAUACGUAAUGAAUUUCUGAAUGUAAGAGUCACUACUUUAAUAUUCAAAAGCAAGAUUUGCAUUAUUUUUUUCAACUGUGCAUACUAUUUUAAAAGCACUCGGGAGUUUGCAGCUCUGAGUUUUGCCCUACAAUUUCAUUCAUCCCUUAUCAUGAAUGCUACUUCAUAGUAUCUCUUAGUUUCUCUCUUUUCCUCUCUUCCACCCUCCUCAGUUAUUUUCCAAACACAUCAUUCGUUUGUUCCAAGGACAAACUGAUUUUUCCACAAAUGCCUAAAAGUCUUUAAGCCAGAUUCUCUAACAAAAGUAGAAUUAGGAAUUUUAUGGGGGUUGGGUACUGGGAUUUUUAUUUUUUUGAUGUGUUUUCAUUUCUGAAGACAAACAUUCUUGACACUUGUCAUGCAGCUUAAUGUCCCCCAAGAAACUAACUCAAGGGAAGUGCGCUGUGGUUUCAUGGCCUGCUAAUAACAACCUUAAAAAUGUCAGUAAGGAAACUGUUGGGAAAUUUAAUCUUCUGUUCUAGAAGAGAAAGGGAAACCCAAUAGCAAAGACAUUAAAAUGUUUAAGACUUGUUUCCUGGGUCAGGUUGUACCAGUGAAAAGAAACCAAACUGCUCAUUUUUUAAAAGUACAUUUGCUUUUUCAGGUCACCACAUUUCCAUUUAGUGCUGUGAAAAAGGGAGUGUACUAAAUUACCUCAAGGCCAAACAGGUAGCCUCCAGUACUUGGGAGAGUUAUUUCCAAGUCACAGGUAGGAGAAGACCCACUGAAUCUUCAACUUCUCUAUUGAGGUGGAUGACACUCUCUAGUCCUGACCCUCAUCCCUUCUGGGCUUGAACUAUCUUCUUCUAUUAAAUAAAUGAUCUAAAUACUAUUGCACAUUGGUCUGUGUCACUAUGCGUGUACAUACACCUAAUUCCGGACUUGAACCCACUAGACAAUCUUCAAUUAUUGAAGAUAUUUUACAUCUGUAUUUUACAUUUUUCCUUUGAGUAGAUUUCUAUUUACAAAGGUUCAGUAGUUAAGUAAAGCCAACAUUUAGAUGAUACUGCUCCCUGAGAGGACAGUGGCUUGAAAGCUACUGCUGAGCAUCAUGUGAGGUGGGCUUUUUUUUAACCAUCACUUUUUAGUAUGACCAGAGUGAUUAAUCCUUGAAGAAGUGAAAUGAAAUGAAAAAACUCUUUUUUUUUUCUUAUCAGCUGUUCAAUUUGCUUAACUAUAUCUUUUUAAUGAGGAACCCAGUUGGCAGUGUUCUUCUGUGCAUUGGUUCAAACUCCUGGACUUUCUAGGCAUCUUAACUCUGAUGUUUGUCCUUCAUUAUCCUUCAAACUGGUGUCAAUCCAGGCUGUCUAUUAAAGUGGUGCUAUGUGAGCCAGGUUACUAAAUGGAAAUUGCUCUACAUCACCCCCUGUCCUCACCUCAGUAUUUUCUUUCAAACAACUAGGGUUGGUGCAUCUGAUCCCAGCAGAAAUCACAGAGCCCUGACCUUGACAAAAGUACAAUCUAUAGUUGGAUGAUGGGAUCUUCUUAGACUGUGAGACUUAAUGAAUGUUUCAGCAGGUAAAGAAAACCAGCCCACAGGGAAGAAAGUACAAGCACUAUGCAUCUUUCAAAGUUUCAGAAUUAAUUUCUGCAUCUGGAUUAUUUUCGGAUGAUAUCAGGAACAUUGCACAGCAGUAGGAGCUUAGGUGAGGAGUUUGAUAACAGUAGGCCAGGAUCAUGAGGGUGAAUCAGUGGCCCUGAUAAAAAAUGCAAUAAGUUCUAAAGUAUUUUUUAUUGCGUACAAAAUACCUAUGCAAAUUUCACUUUUCAUCCUUAAUACUGUAUGUUUUCCACCUCUGACUUUAGGAGAGCACAAUUUAUUUUGUUGUUCUUGGGUUUAUAUGUAGUUUUUUUAAAGACAAUAUUUCUAAGAAAGAUAAUCCUUCAAAAAUGAAAUCUUACUUUCAAACACAGGGGUUUUUCAGACCGGGAAAUUAAUAAUUUUUAGACCUGACCUAUUUCUUGUGGCUGCCAAAAAAAAAAAAAAAAAAAACUUGGAGCUUUUCGGGGCUGUUCGGAGCCAUUUACUCUUAAAAUAUGCCAAAGCAAUUUGAGAUGGGGGAGGAGACUGAGGUAUUUAUCUCUGCUGCUUGAUUUUCUCUCUCUCUUUAUAUUUCUAUCUGUCAGGGAAAGAGUAGAAAACUAUUCUUGGGCUAUUAUUAUUGAUGUAUUGUGUUCCCAUUGUGCAUGAAACCUGCUUUGCUAUUGUGCAGUAGGAUGGUGAUAAUAACCACAUCCCCUACUUUCCCACCCCCUCCAUUCUGGGGGUCAUAAAUUUUAAACUUGUGCAUCUUCUAUUGUCAAGAUGUUUAAACUUCUUUUUUGAGCUAUUUUUUAGACUCUGAAAUGGGAGAAGAGGUAUGCAUUUUGGGUUAAUUUCUUUUUCACUUUAUUUCCUUGAGAGAUUGGUCUGGAAAGACCCAGCCAGUCCUACCUGUCUCUCUAAGGUUGACAGAAGGCAGCACCCAGGAUUCUUACGACCAAGAAAAAACCCAAAGUUCCAUGUUACCCGCCAAUUUGUUUAAGUUCCCUGGGUGUUACUUGGUGGGGGAAGCUGAGUUUUAGGAGUGCAAAUAGCAGUGGACCUAGUCUCAUUUUAAAUUGAAAUUGAAAUUAAGAUGGUAGAAGGUUUUGUUCACAUUCUGCUGUGUAUAUGUGUUCAGUGAAAAUCUAGUGGCUGACAGCUCAGCUACUUUUGGAUCAGAAAUGAAAAUACCUGGCCCCUGCUCAAACCCACCAUGUCCAUUUGUCUUAAUUCAAGUGAAAUGAAGAAACCCAAAAAGCCAGUUUGGAUAGAAGUCUUAGAAAUAAAUAGCUUUCCGAGAAUUUAGGACAUCUUGCUCUGCCCACCUGAGUAAAGAGUUUUGCUGCAUUCGUGGUGGGGAUUCCUAAGGUAAUUCAGAUUACUACCAUUUUACUACCUCCCAGGUUGAGAAUGAUUAAGCAUAGACCUUAAUUUUGUAUGUUAGUGGUUGCUUUUUUUUGUUUUGUUUCAUUUCAUUUUUGUGGACUACCAAUCAGUGAUUGGGAUUAUUAAUAAUUUGAGGAAAGAAAUGGUUUUUGCAUCCACAUGGAGAGUUAUGGAGACCAAUUCCAUCCUGGCUAGGGAAUAUUCAAGCAAAAUGAGAGACAAAAUUAGUGGGGUUUUUUUUUUUCCUCUAUUGGGGUAGCAGAAAAAAAGCCACCUUCUAAUUCACUCUAAACUACAGAUUAAAAUUUGAACACUUCUGUGCAAAUAUUUUUUUUCUGGUUUUGUCCACACCUCUAGCUCUUUAUAAGAUUAGUGUUUUUCCACACAUCUAUGCAGUAAAUCAUUUUAACUUUCAUUUUUCAUUCUCAGUUGCACAGUUAGUAGAUGUGGACCUGAUUCUUCACUUUGGACUCUGGGAAUAUGUGCAAUUAUGAGAUGGAAAGAGAAAUGAAGGUUGUGAUUCUUCUGAAUACUGGUUCUGGUACCAAAACCGAUAUUGCAUCAGUAUUCAGCAAAUCAGUUUAUUGGUUUCCCUUGAGAUGCCAGAGCAGGAUUUGUUUGUGGCUUUAUGGUAGUCACCUCUCCUUCACCACCAUCUUGUCUUUUUUUAAGUAAACAGUUGCACUUUCCCCAAAGCUGCCUUACUGAUAGUGCUAGUUUAACUGGCAAGCCAUCUCCUGUACUGAUUUCAGCCAUUUCCUGACAGUUUUAUUUACAAGACUGACACAAAUCUUUGAGCUUCUGUUGAGCAGAUACAUUUGCAGAGAAAUUAUCAGUAAAUGCAGGUUUUACUACCAUUAGUUUUAAACUUACAUUAAAAUGGGGCCAUCCUGAGAAAUCAAAGAGUUAUUUGUAUAUACCCCUUGCACACAUGAAAAGAGUUACUAGGAUACAAUCAAAAACAUAAAGGUGAAGGGAGGAAAUGAUUGAGAUUUCUUUUUUUAAAUAAUGGCAAAUGGAAAUGAGACACUGAUUUCAAGUAUUCCCUCUCUAAGCGACAAAACUUUAAGUAUAUUCCUGCAGAACCUCUAGCUAACACUACAAUUUUGUAUUUAUCCUCAUAGAUGCUCAUAUAUUUGAGUCCUCCUUUACUGUAUUUAAUAAAGGCGAGAUUUAGUUGAGUUGAUCAUAGCAUUCAGUUAGGCAUUUGUGCUUGAAAAUAUAUCAACUCCAAGGAUGUGUUGUUGUUUUUUUAAACUAGGUGGUGGUAAAUUUAAGUCAUCAAUAUUUCUCCUUCCCUUAUCUCUCAGUUUAACAUUAGAGAACACUACAGAGAAGUCUUGGCUUCCCUAUUUGCAAGUUCAGGAUGCCAAAUGUCCAUGCCAGAUCCUCAAUGUGUUCUCACUUUGAUUCCUGAAAAUAGUAACACAUGUUAUUUUAUAAAAUUGCUUCCAAUGAUUUGCAACUGAUGGAUGGGUUUCGAGCUAGGGAGGCAGCAGGUUUGAACCUCAGCUUGUUCUCCUGCACAUUCUAAGGCCAAAGGUAUGGUUUCAGGUCUAAUUUGAAGAUCAGGCCAGAUUGUAAAUAAGCUCUCUGUAGAAGGAAGAGGGUUGCAGAGAAGAUUCCCUAUAAGAAUGAUCUAGUGCAUAGUAUUCUUUAAACUGGCUGGAAAUAAUGAUUCCUAAAGCCUCCUAGGUUGAGAUUUAUCUCUCUCUCUCUCUCUCUCUCCCCUUCAAAGUCCUCCGGUCAUAAUUCAUUGAAACUAGCCAGGUUCAGAAGAGAAGGCUUAUUCUUGUUGUUCUUCCCAGGCACAAGGAAGUCACUUGCCAUAAUUCCCCACUGAAUUUGCCUAAUAGUUACACAGAUGAGAGUAAUAAUAAUAACAACAAUAACAACUGUGGUAUUUGUUAAGCACUUACUAUGUGUCAAGCU
This is a messenger RNA of Ornithorhynchus anatinus (platypus), 14180 nucleotides long. It is a transcript of the gene LPP, whose product is annotated as LIM domain containing preferred translocation partner in lipoma. The transcript has 12 exons. The coding region runs from base 304 to 2142 and encodes 612 amino acids. Gene Ontology annotation, biological process: cell-cell adhesion. The record is from RefSeq and is a predicted model, not a curated record. NCBI's taxonomy places the organism in Eukaryota, Metazoa, Chordata, Mammalia, Monotremata, Ornithorhynchidae. Gene Ontology annotation, cellular component: focal adhesion; stress fiber.